AUGACCUCCAUAGGUACUGGGUAUGACCUCCAAAAUUCCGUCUUCUCACCAGAUGGCCGAAACUUCCAGGCCGAAUAUGCUGUCAAAGCUGUAGAAAAUGGUGGUACAUGCAUAGGCAUACGAUGCAAAGAUGGCGUGGUCCUCGCAACCGAGAAAAUAAUAACCAGCAAGCUCUUAAAGGCAGGCGCAAAUAGAAGGAUAGCAACCGUAGAUCGGAACAUUGGUGUUGUGUCCGCGGGCUUGAUUCCAGACGGCAGGCAUUUCGUAUCAAGAGCAAGAGAUGAAGCGUCAUCGUGGCGGUCGACCUACAAGGCACCCAUACCGGUGAAAGCGCUAGCAGGGCGACUGGGUAGCUACGUGCAGGCCUACACGCUGUAUUCAAGUGUGCGGCCUUUCGGAGUCACAGCAAUAGUCGGCGGCUGGGAUUCAGAGGCAGAAAUUGGAGUCGAUGCGCAAGUGGGGAGUGGUCCGAGCACUGGUCCUGGGGGCAGAGAAGAAGGAGCUCGAAGAGGCGGACCGGGCUUAUACAUGAUUGAGCCUAGUGGUCUCUACUGGGGCUACUACGGCGCAGCGACUGGUAAAGGGCGACAAGCAGCAAAGGCUGAAUUGGAAAAGCUCGACCUGGCCUCAGGUAUGCUAGAUUUGGAGGCAGGAGUUAAGGAAGCUGCUCGAAUUAUAUAUGUUGCGCACGAGGACAGCAAAGACAAAGAAUUUGAGUUGGAGCUCUCAUGGGUGAGCUCGUUAAAGGGACCCACGAAAGGUAGACAUGAGCCGGUACCCAAGGAGCUGGUGGAGGAAGCUGAACGAUUAGCGAAGAAGGCUAUGGAAGGUGAAGACGAAGAGGAAACGGGAGCUGGAGAGGGAGAGAAGAUGGAAGAGUGA
Molecule: messenger RNA, 882 nt
Organism: Bacidia gigantensis
Lineage: Eukaryota; Fungi; Ascomycota; Lecanoromycetes; Lecanorales; Ramalinaceae
Exons: 5
Coding region: 1-882 (293 amino acids)
Biological process (GO): ubiquitin-dependent protein catabolic process
Cellular component (GO): proteasome core complex, alpha-subunit complex; nucleus; proteasome core complex
Source: RefSeq, a predicted model, not a curated record